UUGAGGUUCGUAGUUUAACUUACUGUAGUUAUUUGGGAGAAGGAGGACAUCCACGUGUUUGGACAGUAUUUCUGGAACAUCUGCGUAUUUCGGUGGAUGGCAAAGUGAGCCGGUGGCACUGUGAUCAGCAAAAUGUCAACGUUUCGUAAGAAGGUGGACAAUCGUAUCCGCGUCCAGAUUGAGAAUGGCGUGGUGCAGCACCACCGUACACUAUUUGUGGUUGUCGGCGAUCACGGCAGAGACCAGGUGGUUAUCCUACAUCAUAUGCUGUCCAAAGCCACAGUUAAAGCCCGACCUUCGGUCCUGUGGUGUUAUAAGAAAGAGCUGGGAUUCAGCAGUCACCGCAAAAAGAGAAUGAGGCAGUUGCAGAAGAAGAUCAAGACAGGCACCCUCAACCUGAAGCAGGAUGACCCUUUUGAACUGUUCAUUGCUGCCACCAACAUCCGCUAUUGCUACUACAAUGAGACGCACAAGAUCUUGGGGAACACCUACGGCAUGUGCAUCCUGCAGGACUUUGAGGCCGUGACUCCCAAUCUCCUGGCGCGAACCAUCGAGACUGUGGAAGGAGGGGGUAUUGUGGUGAUUUUGCUGAGAACCAUGAACUCACUCAAACAGCUGUAUACAAUGACAAUGGAUGUCCAUUCUCGUUAUAGGACCGAGGCACAUCAGGAUGUUGUUGGGAGGUUCAAUGAGAGGUUUAUCUUGUCUCUGUCCUCCUGCAAGUCAUGUGUUGUUAUUGAUGAUCAGCUCAACGUCCUGCCCAUCUCUAGCCACAUUGCUAAUAUCAAGCCAGUCCCUCCUAAGACACAGGAGGACAGCUUGUCUCCACAGGAGCUGGAGCUCAAAGAGCUGAAGGAGUCUCUUCAGGACACCCAGCCUGUAGGAGUGUUAGUGGACAGCUGUAAGACUCUGGACCAGGCAAAGGCUGUGCUAAAGUUCAUCGAGGCUAUCUCUGAGAAGACCCUGCGGAGCACAGUGGCUCUUACCGCUGCUCGUGGACGGGGCAAGUCAGCUGCCCUGGGCAUGGCCAUCGCUGGGGCUGUGGCAUUUGGCUACUCUAAUAUCUUUGUGACAUCCCCCAGCCCGGAUAACCUCCACACAUUGUUCGAAUUCAUUUUCAAGGGCUUUGAUGCUCUUCAGUACCAGGAGCACCUGGACUAUGAAAUCAUCCAGUCCUUGAAUCCUGAGUUUAACAAGGCGGUUGUGAGAGUUAACAUUUUCAAAGAGCAUCGUCAGACUAUUCAGUACAUCCACCCUGCUGACUCAGUGAAGCUGGGCCAGGCAGAGCUACUUGCGAUUGAUGAGGCAGCGGCCAUCCCCCUGCCUCUGGUGAAGAAGCUGCUGGGCCCCUACCUGGUGUUCAUGUCCUCCACCAUCAAUGGGUACGAGGGCACAGGGCGCUCACUGUCGCUCAAGCUUAUCCAGCAGCUGAGACAGCAGAGUGCAGACAGCCAACAGAGCCUGUCCGCUGAAAACAAGGGCACCAACACUGCCCGUCUGGCCACAGCACGCUCCCUUCACGAGGUAUCCCUCCAGGAGUCGAUCCGGUACGCCCCUGGGGACCCAGUGGAGAAGUGGCUGAACAACUUGCUGUGCCUCGACUGCCUGAGCAUCCCCAGGAUUAUCUCUGGCUGCCCCCUUCCCCAGACCUGUGACCUAUAUUAUGUGAACAGGGAUACAUUGUUCUGCUACCACAAGGCCUCUGAGGCAUUCCUGCAGAGGCUUAUGGCUCUAUAUGUGGCUUCACAUUACAAGAACUCACCCAAUGAUCUCCAGAUGCUCUCUGAUGCCCCAGCACACCACCUCUUCUGCCUGCUGCCCCCUGUUCUACCUACCCAGAAUUCCUUGCCAGAGGUCCUAGCAGUCAUACAGGUGUGUCUUGAGGGGGAGAUUUCACGCCAGUCCAUCAUGAACAGCCUGUCCCGUGGGAAGAAGGCCUCUGGGGACCUCAUCCCCUGGACCAUUUCGGAACAAUUCCAAGACCCUGAGUUUGGCAGUCUGUCUGGAGGAAGAGUGGUGCGCAUCGCAGUGAAUCCAGACUAUCAAGGGAUGGGCUAUGGGUCACGAGCUCUCCAGCUGCUGCAGUUGUACUACGAGGGUCAGUUUCCCUGCCUAGAGGAGACAGCUCAGACCACAGCUAGUGAGAUUACUCCUGUUAGCAGUGAGGCGGUCAGUCUGCUAGAGGAAGUGGUGGCGCCCAGGAAGGACCUGCCCCCGCUGCUUCUGAGGCUGAAUGAGAGGCCAGCCGAGAAGCUGGACUACCUGGGCGUGUCCUAUGGUCUGACACCCCAGCUGCUCAGGUUCUGGAAGCGAGCUGGAUUUGUUCCUGUCUAUUUAAGACAGACCCCGAAUGACCUGACGGGGGAGCACUCGUGUGUGAUGCUGAAGGAGCUGAACACAGAGGAGGCCUCAGAGCAGGGGCAGUGGCUCUUUGCCUUCUGGAAAGACUUCCGCCGACGCUUUCUGUCUCUGCUGUCAUACCAGUUCAGCAGAUUUCCCCCAAGCCUGGCCCUCAACAUCCUGCAAAACAAGAAUGCCAAGCAGGACACCCAGCCAGCACUCACAAGCUCAGAGCUGGCUACUCACUUCACCCCCUAUGACCUCAAGCGUUUGGAGAUGUACUCCAGAAACAUGGUGGACUACCACCUCAUCAUGGACAUGAUCCCCUCCAUGUCCAGAAUGUUCUAUCUCAAGCAGCUAGGGGACAUCUCUCUCUCUGCUGCACAGAGUGCUCUACUGCUGGGUGUUGGGCUGCAGCACAAGACAGUGGACCAGCUGGAGAAGGAGAUUGAGCUCCCCAGUAGCCAGCUCAUGGGACUGUUUAACCGCCUCAUACGCAAGGUGGUGCAGUACUUUAACAGCAUUCAAGAGAAGGCAGUUGAAGCCGAGAUGGUGGCAUCCAAAGACAUUGCCAUGGAGCCAACUGUCCGAACACUAAAUGAGGAUCUGGAUGAAGCAGCUAAAGAGUUCCAGGAGAAGCACAAGAAGGAAAUGGAGCAGAUCAAAGAGAUGGACCUCACACAGUAUAUGAUCCGAGGAGAUGAUGAGGAAUGGGACCAGGUGUUGAAGAAAGCUGGUCACACAGCCAUCGUCAGCAUAAAGAGUGACAAGAAGCGGAAACUGGAGAGUGGAAGCAACAAAGGGGAGCAGUGGCCGAACAAGAAACUCAAGAAAAAGGGCAAGAAUGACAAAAAGGGCAAAUUUGGCAAAUAAGCACCUCGCCCUGAAGCCAUAUGUAGUUUAUAGCACAGACCUGACAAAAGAAGGUGGAUCCCAGUGUGUCGCCCUCUCAAGGAUGGCCCUAUCCUCUGACUCAUUUUUGAUCACAGGAGCCCACUUAAGCUGCUUUGUUUGUAGAUGUCCUCAGUUUCACAGAGAGUCCCAGACCGAGAUCAGUGGACGUCUGCAUGCUCUCACCUGUAGAAGAUGAAAAUUUGGAUUUAAUUGACUGUGUGUUUUUUCUUUAUUUUACGUUUUUUAAAAGUAACAAACUCCCUCUGACCCAAAAUUCUAUGUAAAAUAGCCUUGAAGGCUGACAGAAUAAAUUGUUUGAUUUUUGU
Messenger RNA from Megalops cyprinoides (Indo-Pacific tarpon), 3560 nucleotides. It is a transcript of the gene nat10, whose product is annotated as N-acetyltransferase 10. The record is from RefSeq and is a predicted model, not a curated record. Lineage: Eukaryota; Metazoa; Chordata; Actinopteri; Elopiformes; Megalopidae. Gene Ontology annotation, cellular component: nucleolus; 90S preribosome. The coding region runs from base 133 to 3213 and encodes 1026 amino acids. Gene Ontology annotation, biological process: rRNA acetylation involved in maturation of SSU-rRNA. The transcript is spliced from 29 exons. Gene Ontology annotation, molecular function: 18S rRNA cytidine N-acetyltransferase activity; ATP binding; tRNA binding.